CUCUUCCGGAAAGUUCCAAUGUUGGUAAAAAAGACAGCAAAACAAUCGGAUUGCUUUUGCUUUAGAACACAUUAAUUGGAUCGAUGAAUCUAAAAUAAAUAUGGUAGUUAGCGAUGGAAAUUUUUGGGUUCGAUGUUCAAAGAAUGCUGAAAUGAAUCCCAGAUACACGACAAAAUCUUCCAAGCACGGAAGUGGUAAUAUGUUAUGGGGAUAUUUUUCGUGAUACGGAGUUUGACCGCUGUUUUGAAUUCGGGAAAUCAUGGAAUAAGAAUUUUAGAAGAUGUAAGAUCCAAGUGUUGAAUGUAACAGGGCUUUAAUUUGGCAGUUUCAUCAUGACAAUGGCCCGAAGCAUACCUCGGACGUAAGACUUGGCUACAGUAUCAAGCAACCAAUGCUAUGACUCGGCCGGCGCAACUUCCUUUAAAUCCUAUAGCACCCUGUGAGAAAUUGUAAAGUAAAAGUUGUGACACAUUAAACCACAAAGGUGGGAGGAACUAUGGGGAAAAGUUUAAGAGGUUUGGUAUUCAAUACCGAAUUCAAUCUGUAAAGCCCUAGUGAAAUCUAUGCCAAAAAGGUGCACUGCCGUACUCGCAAAUAAAGGUUUUGUAACAAAAUUCUAACUUAUAUGCAUUUUAGAGUUUUGGUUCUAUGAUUUUAAUUUAUUGCCAGUUGAAGUUUCGGACAGUUCCUUUAUAUGUUAUCUGCUGAUAAUAAUUAAAUUUAUUUUAAGUUAUAUUUGCUUUUGAAAUGUUUAAAAUAAGUUUUAUUACUAAAAAUAAUAAUUGUUUUCUCCUAAGAACUGUACUAACACUUUUUUUAGCAAAUAGUUGUGAAUAAAAUUUUGUUUCUAUUUUAUUGUCAGUAACUGUAUGAACCUAUGAUCAUUAAUAUACAAAUAUUCAAAGAAGAGAACCUAAAUUUUCCGAAUUUGCGAGUAUUCUUCAAGUUCACUUUCCAACUUAUGUCUUCCUUCCUAGCCUCCAUUCAAAAUGAGCUGGUGAAAACUUUUUUAUUGCAAUAAUAGAAGUUAUUUUCAUUAUUAUACACAAUACAAUAAAACUUAGAACUUGAAAAGAAAAAGAACUCUUAACAAUAUUGGAUUUCCAAAGAAAAUGACUAAAGCUUGAAUAAACUUAAUAUAUUUAUAUACGUGCUUUAUCAAACCGGAUUCGCAAUAUUCUCUCAAUACUCAACCGAACCAAGAUUACAGUCUAUACAGUGUGCUAGAGUUGACAGAUAUUUCACAUGAUUGAACUACUUCUAAAUUUUCCAAGUAUUUUAAACAUUUUGGCUCAAUAUGAUGUUAAUUGGUCUACGCUAAUUGAACGAUCCUCACAAAUCAAAUAAUGGCUUCCGUCCAUCCAAUUAAAAUUAAUUAGAGAGACAAAACUUGGUUUGGAAUUGUAUAUGUCAAAAAUUAGAUUACUAUCUUUUGAGUCCGAAAACGUCUAAAUUAAUUUAGUGAAGUUUACGAAAUCUAACGAAUACACCCCAAUGAAUUGAAAUAUAUAAAUUUUCCAAUGCCAACACUAAGAAGACUAUGAAUCGCAAUUGCAAUAUAAAGAGUUUUUAUCUAUCAAUAACUGCCUAACAGCCCACUGUUCUUGACUCAGAUGUGUUCUAAGUCAAAGUAUAUAACCUCAGAAACUUGCAUUCAAGCAAUAACUUUCGCACGAACCGGUCAAACUGACGCUGAAAUACUACAAAUAAAAUUAUGUGGCCGGGAAGAAUUUAUAAAGAUCAACUUUUCUACGCCGCUACAUUGACAGUGCUUGCGAUAAAUAUUUUUUACUACCAAUCAGCUGAUGCCUGCUAUCAGGAACAAUAUUGCCUAACGCCACUCAACUACAGCGGACGCUAUGUGGAAGAUGAGAUUUAUGGAUACAUGUCCGAUGAGGCCAAAACGCUUUGCGAUGGUUUUUGUCAUCAUAACAGUAUAGUGCGAUUGCGUUGUUGCGCAGACGAUGCUAAAGUCAAAUUGGAAAGAAUAUCGGAACAAGUAUGCAUAUACCAUCAUAUAAUACAUAAUUACAUCAUAUAUGGGGAACUGGUCAAAGACAAUGAAUUUCCAUUUAUGGCUGCUUUGGGUUGGCGCGUUAAGAACGAAACUACUGGAAACACGACUAUAGUUUACAAAUGUGGGGGCACUAUAUACGAUCGCGGUUAUGUAAUCACUGCUGCGCAUUGUCUCUAUCAUUCGAGGUACGAAAAUUAUGAAAGAAAAACGAGCUUUUUAUUUACUAUUAAAAUAAAUAUUAGUGAUCUACCAGUGGUAGUACGUCCCGGUGGAUUCGCUUUGAAUGAUACUGAGGCUUGGGACUUGGAAAUCGAAGAAGUUAUAGAGCAUCCCAAUUAUGAUUAUCCAAAUGUAUACAAUGACAUUGCAAUUAUACGCCUAAGGACACUAUUUAGUGGAAACCCGUUUCAUGAUGAGCCGGCAUGUCUUUGGGGUGAUCCGGGCUCCGCGCAUAAUGUUACAGCCAUGGGCUACGGGAACACUCAAUUUGCUGGCGUAUCCUCCCCCUUAUUGAUGAAAACGAAUUUAUCAACAAUUGAGAACAGCGAGUGCCAAUUACACUAUGAGCCAGACAGCGGUGUGCUGAGUGAUGGAAUUAUAUCGACGCAGAUAUGCGCGAAGGAUCAUGAGAAAUUGCGUGACACAUGUCAGGGUGACUCCGGUGGACCAAUUAUUAAAUUUAGCAAACAAGCACAUCUUAAUCCCAUGUCUUAUGUUGUUGGCAUCACUUCCUUUGGCAUCGGCUGUGGCACCGGCAUGCCUGGUGUUUAUACGCGUAUUUCUGAAUAUAUUGAUUGGAUUGAAAAUGUUACCUAUCGAACUGUGCCAAUGUGAAGAACAAAUAAUAUAAUAAAGAAAUUUCAAGCAUCUAAA
Molecule: messenger RNA, 2890 nt
Organism: Bactrocera oleae (olive fruit fly)
Lineage: Eukaryota; Metazoa; Arthropoda; Insecta; Diptera; Tephritidae
Source: RefSeq, a predicted model, not a curated record